AUGUCUACCAGCGAAGUGCCUUACCCUUUCCAGUUCGACUCCCUGCGGACCCACAAACCAGGUAUUGGACCCCAGAAUGGCACCACGCAGGAUGUGACUGUCAAACUGCCAAACGUGCGCGGCAAAAUCCCAUCGCUUCAGGCAUCUCGUCUCCGUACGAUGAUGCUCGAGGCACAUGGAGACCCAAACAAGAUCCUUGCGCACGCAUGCUCCUACGACGGUCUUUCCUCUCGCCUGGUCGAGGAGGCCGGGUUUCCCAUGGUCUUCCUUGCCGGGUACGCGGUUGCCAGCUCCUACGGCCUCCCCGAUACGGGGUACAUUGCUAUGGCUGAGAUGUGCGACAAAAUUCGUGAUGCCGUCCGGCAGGUGUCGGUUCCUGUUAUGGCGGAUGGUGACACGGGGUAUGGCAGUCCAUUGAACGUCAAGCGGACAGUGGAGAGCUUUGCUGCUGCUGGUGCGGCUGGAGUUAUGAUUGAAGAUCAGCAAUGGCCUAAGAGAUGCGGCCACACGAAAGGGAAAAGCGUCGUGUCGCGCGAGGAAGCCUUCGCUCGUAUCAAAGCCGCCUGUGACGCCCGCAAUGAAGGCCUCGAUAUAUUCAUCCUGGCACGGACGGAUGCUCUUAUCCACGGGUGGGACGAAGCCAUGUCCCGAGCACACGAGUUUCGCCGUCUCGGCGUCGAUGCGGUUUUUGUUGAAGCUUUGCCGGACCGCGAGGCCAUGACACGCUGCGUGCAAGAAGUGGGCAUUCCGACCUUCGCAAAUAUUAUCGAAGGCGGUAAGACCGAAAACUUGUCGGCCAAGGACCUUGCGGAAUUGGGGUUCUGCGCUGUGGCGUAUCCGUGGACGUUGGUCGCCGCACAUUUGCGGGGACUCCGUGAAGCCCUUGAUGGGUUGAAGCGGAGCAUGACGGUUGGAGCGCCGCCUAUGAUACUGACAUAUGACCAAGUUUGUGAAGGUGUUGGGUUUAAUAAGUACUGGGAAUUGGAGGAGAGAUAUAAGUACGAGUGA
Molecule: messenger RNA, 1008 nt
Organism: Aspergillus luchuensis
Lineage: Eukaryota; Fungi; Ascomycota; Eurotiomycetes; Eurotiales; Aspergillaceae
Product: isocitrate lyase/PEP mutase family protein
Exons: 3
Coding region: 1-1008 (335 amino acids)
Molecular function (GO): catalytic activity
Source: RefSeq, a predicted model, not a curated record